AUGUCGCUCAGCGGACACUCGCUGUUGCCCCCCGCGCGCCAGCUGAACCGCGAGAGCACCCUCGUGCAGGAGCACAUCCGCAAGAAGCAGCAGAAGCAGGACUUCGAGCAGUCGGUCAAGGCGCACCUGCAGCACAAGCACAACCACCGGAGGCAGAAGGAUCGGCGGAUACUGGUGGUGGCGAACCGGCUGCCCACCACCCCGCACGUGGACAGCGAGGGCAACUGGCACUUCGAGAGGGCCUCCGGCGGCCUCGUCUCGUGCCUCUCGGGCCUCACCUCCCGCUCCUCGUUCGACAUGGUGUGGAUCGGGUGGCCUGGCAAAGAGAUCCCCGAGGAGCACAAGGAGAUCGUGCUCGCGGAGUCUAUUGGAGCAGAACUGCUACCCCGUGUUCCUCCCACAGGAAAUCAUCAACGAGUAUUACAACGGCUUUGCCAAUAA
Prorocentrum cordatum is the source of this 441-nucleotide messenger RNA. The record is from the annotation of a GenBank genome assembly. NCBI's taxonomy places the organism in Eukaryota, Dinophyceae, Prorocentrales, Prorocentraceae.